AUGAUUCAUUUUGUAUUACUUAUUAGUCGACAAGGAAAAACGCGACUAGCCAAAUGGUACAUCCCCUUAUCUCAAAAAGAAAAGGCAAAAAUAAUAAGAGAAACAUCACAAAUAACUUUAAACAGGACUCCAAAACUUUGUAAUUUUGUGGAAUGGAGAGAAUAUAAACUUGUUUUUAAAAGGUAUGCAAGUUUAUUUUUUAUUGCUUGUAUAGAUAAAGGUGACAAUGAAUUAAUUACCUUAGAAAUUAUACAUCAUUAUGUAGAAAUAUUAGAUAAAUAUUUUGGCAAUGUGUGUGAACUUGAUUUAAUUUUUAAUUUUCAUAAGGCAUAUUAUUUAUUAGAUGAAAUAUUAGUAACUGGUGAAAUGCAAGAGAGUAGUAAAAAAACAAUCCUUCGUAUUGUCUCAGCUCAAGAUUCAUUAAUGGAAGAUAAUAAAACAACUAAAAAAUUAGGAGCCCUUAUAUAA
This is a messenger RNA of Plasmodium adleri (nom. inval.), 468 nucleotides long. RefSeq names its product AP-1 complex subunit sigma, putative. Gene Ontology annotation, biological process: protein transport; vesicle-mediated transport. The transcript is spliced from 2 exons. NCBI's taxonomy places the organism in Eukaryota, Apicomplexa, Aconoidasida, Haemosporida, Plasmodiidae. The record is from RefSeq and is a predicted model, not a curated record. Bases 1 to 468 code for a protein of 155 amino acids. Gene Ontology annotation, molecular function: clathrin-cargo adaptor activity. Gene Ontology annotation, cellular component: AP-1 adaptor complex; intracellular membrane-bounded organelle.